Messenger RNA from Scophthalmus maximus (turbot), 2468 nucleotides. RefSeq names its product KH domain containing 4, pre-mRNA splicing factor (gene khdc4). Gene Ontology annotation, cellular component: nucleus. Bases 132 to 1937 code for a protein of 601 amino acids. NCBI's taxonomy places the organism in Eukaryota, Metazoa, Chordata, Actinopteri, Pleuronectiformes, Scophthalmidae. The record is from RefSeq and is a predicted model, not a curated record. Gene Ontology annotation, molecular function: RNA binding. The transcript is spliced from 14 exons.
AGCGGAAACGACGAGGCACGAAGCUAGCAGGCAAAACAGCCUCCUGAGGUUAGCUGUCCACAAGCCGAGUGGCGGGGUCUCGUAUUUAUUUAUUUCCACCGAGAGGGGAAGUCCCGUUAGACAACACAUUGAUGUCAUUCUGUGGAACACAAAACGGCGGCCGCCGCAGUAAGUGGGACCAGCCCGGCCCGGGCUUGGGCAACUCUGGAGGGAUGGGGGAGGCUGAGGCUGCACCCACCGGGGCUCUGGAUGCUGCAGCCGCCGUGGCUGCCAAGAUUAAUGCCAUGUUGGUAGCGAAGGGCAAACUCAAACCAUCGCAGAUCGGAACCCCGGGACCUCCUGUCAAGGCUGUGGGUGUUGGGAAGCCCCAAGCGCCAUCAAAAGCCAAAGAUGACCUGGUGGUGGCCGAGGUUGAGAUCAACGACGUCCCGAUCACCUGUCGCAAUCUCCUGACACGUGGGCAAACCCAGGAUGAGAUCAGCAAAGUUAGCGGUGCUGCGGUUUCAACCAGAGGGCGUUACAUGACGGCAGAGGAGAAAGGCAAAGCUCUACCAGGAGAUCGACCUCUGUAUCUUCAUGUCCAAGGACAGACUAGAGAGCUUGUCGACAGGGCAGUUAAUAGAAUCAAGGAAAUAAUCACCAACGGCGUGGUCAAGGCUGCGACUGCCUCAUCAUCAUCUUCGUCCUUCUCUCCCAGUGGAACUUCAGUCACAGUUUACCAGCAGCACAACCCACCUCCACCCUCGCUGCCCCCCAUUACCCACCAUAAGCCACACUUUCAGUCUGGGAUGCAUUAUGUUCAAGAUAAAGUCUUUGUGGGACUGGAGCACGCGAUCCCAGGGUUUGUGGUCAAAGAGCGAGUCGAGGGCCCCGGCUGUUCGUACCUGCAGCACAUUCAGGCCGAGACCGGAGCCAAAGUCUUCCUAAGAGGAAAAGGAUCGGGUUGUUUAGAGCCUGCCUCCGGGCGAGAGGCCUUUGAACCAAUGUACAUCUACAUCAGUCACCCUAAACCAGAAGGACUCGCAGCAGCAAAAAUCUUGUGUGAGAACCUUCUUCAAACAGUCCAUGCAGAGUAUUCUCGCUUCCUCAAUCAAAUGAGCGCAAUGAUGCCGACACAACAAGGCUUUGCACAGCCUCCAGUGGUGAAUGGGAUGCCUCCUCAGCCUCCGUAUUACCCCCCUGCUGGGUACCAGCCAGGCUACCCCAUGUCUGUACCUCCACCUCAGCCCCAACCUGUCCCUCCACCUUACAUCGUCCCCCCUCCGAUACCUCCUGUUGCACCCACAGGCGUGCCCCACCAAUAUCCACUUCCGCCUGUCCACGCUCCAGCCCCCAGCCCUGCUUCAGCUCCAGUUCCAGGCACUAUGCCACAGACUCUGCCUCCUGUACCUUUUCCUCCAUCUGUGGUUGCACCUCCCAAAGUUCCACCUCCUGCUGCCGCAGCCAACCCACCACAGAAAAGACGCUUCACAGAGGAGGUGCCAGACGAAAGGGACAGCGGCCUGCUUGGAUACCAGCAUGGACCCAUUCAUAUGACUAAUUUAGGUGCAGGCUUCCCAGUGGGCAGCUCAGAGACAACCGGACCCCCACCACCGAGUUCCUCUGGCCCGCCGAGUGAGAGGGACGGUAGGCAACUAAUGCCUCCACCAACUUUAGCCAUGAACGGAGUGAGACCCAAGAUGGAGGAGAGACGGGCGCCCCAAGGCCCCAUGGAGCCAGCAGUGAAAAGAUUGAAAACAGGUUUGGUAGCAUACACCGGUGAUUCUUCUGAUGAAGAGGAAGACCACACCGCCUCAGGGCCAGGUAACCUUGGAGGAGUUCCGCCCACCUCCAACUCCUCAGGCUGGACACAGGGCUAUCGCUGCCCUCCUCCACCACCACCCCGUGCUAAAGCACAGCCACAGCAGCAGUCGAUGCCUUUCUGGAUGGCACCAUGAAGCAGGAAAACCUCACUCCCCUCAGUGCUUUCUACAGAGUCUUACAGGAUGUUCACCCAACGGAGCCCAUCUUUUUCCAGCACUCACCACAGGAAUGACUCUGUAGCUUUUGUUGGUCGCAGCAUUAUUUUAGUAUUCUGAUGUUAGAACGGAUACUUUUGGAAAGUGUACACACAUAGUUUGAAGAUGAAUAUUUGCAGGACCGAUACUCCAAACUAUUUUGUGGAUGUGUAGAUAGUCAGAGGAGAGACAUUCUGCCUCCAGUUUUAUUUUGAAUGGAAUGAUGACUCUUGCCGAGUGUCUUUGUAAAAACAAUUUCACAUGGCAAUGAUGUUGUACAUCACGGUGCCACUUUUGAUUUCACCCCAAAUGUCCUACUUUCUUCCCCGUUCCUCUCCUUCUUUCUGUCCAAGUCGGUGACACCAACCUUUCCCAUUCUGUUCUUUUGUACAGAUCCUAUUGGAGUAUAUGUAAGAAAAAGUGAUGAAUUUAUUUCAUGCUUUUAUGAAAUAAAUAAACUUAAUUUAUUGC